Molecule: messenger RNA, 2099 nt
Organism: Zingiber officinale
Lineage: Eukaryota; Viridiplantae; Streptophyta; Magnoliopsida; Zingiberales; Zingiberaceae
Product: bifunctional abietadiene synthase, chloroplastic-like
Exons: 8
Coding region: 98-1933 (611 amino acids)
Molecular function (GO): terpene synthase activity; magnesium ion binding
Source: RefSeq, a predicted model, not a curated record
UGCUAUUUUAUCGCGUCUAUAUAGCAACAGAUCACAACUGGCAGACAUCCAGAAUUUAAUCACUGCCCAAAGAAAUAGUCGAUAGACGAUAGACACCAUGCCCGCCGCCCUCUCCUCCGCCUCCCUCGCCGUGCCCUCGUCCAAUCCCCAGUUCUCGACGCCGAGCUCCUCGUCAACAAAGCUGCGCCUCUUCAACCCCCAAGUUCGCCAAUUCCAACCAAUCAGGCUCCCUCGCGUGGUCAUUUCGCCUGCACUUUCCACUAAUCACACAUUCAGAUCUCGUCCUCUUUCUGCGCUAUCGCCCGCUGCAGCAGCCGUCAUGGACGCUGCAAAUGAGCGAGAAGGAGGUGACGAAGGAAAGCUGAAGGAACUCAUCUCUGUCAUCAGCAAAGAGCUUGCCGAAUUAGGAGACAAAUUAGAAAAUCUCAGCAGCUCCCCUCUGGAAGCUUUGAGAAUGGUGGACGUGAUAGAGCGGCUGGGUAUUCAGAGAUUUUUCCAUGAACACAUCCAGAGGAUCAUACGCUCGACCUACUUGCAAUGGCACGAGCAAUUUGGUCUGAAGAACGAUGCAGAUGCCACUUUGUUGGGAUUUCGCUUGCUCAGGAUCCAUGGCUACCAUGUCACUGCAGGGAUCCUUGACUCGUUGAAAGGUCAAUUUGGAGAUCCCACCACAUUCAAGGUCGACACCCCUGCCAAAAUUUCAAGCAUGAUCCAUUUGUUGAAAUGCUCUCACGUGGGAUUCCCCAGUGAAUCGACCAUCAUGGAACAAGUGAAGGCGUUCGCCAGUUUUCAACUCCAUAAACUAUUUCUAGAAGGAGACCAGUCGCUUCUUAAAGCCAACAAUCUGGACAUGGAGAUAAAAUUUGCUUUGGAAUACCCGAGGAGAUAUUUGCUUCCGAGACUGGAGUCAAGAAUCGUUAUUAACCAGCUAUGGCCUAGCUCUGGAUGUCUAAAUAAGUGCUUGCAACUUGCUAAGAUCGAUUUAGGGAUGCUCCAAAAGCUACAUCAACAGGAGAUCGCGUCGCUCGAGCAAUGGUGGACUGAACAAGAAUGCAGUAAGACAAUACCCUUCAGGGGAGGAAUUACCAAGAGCCACUUCUUUACAUGUCCAUCCAUUUAUGAACCAGAAUUCUCUGCCUUCCGUGCUGCAUUUACCAAAUCCUGCAGCUUCGUCGUAAUAAUUGAUGACGAAAUGGACCUUUUAGACUGUGAUCCCAAUGACAUUCUCAAGUUUAAUGAGGCUGUUCAAAGAUGGGAUCCCUCUCCUUGCGAUGACGCCCCUCAGUUCAGGGCAAUAGUUCCAAGUUUCUUUGCCACAGUGGAAGACAUGGGUGCGGAGGCAAGCAAAAUUCAAGGCCGUGACGUCCUUCCCUACAUAAAGAAAGUGUGGCAAGAGCUGAUCGCGGGGUACACGGAGAACGCUAAAUGGCGAUCGGCAAGCUGCAUUCCUAACAUGGAGGAGUACCUGAAGGCGUCGCUGCCGAGCAUCAGCUCCACCACCAUCGGUCUAAGCUCGCUGAUGAUGAUGCCGGAGCCGAUAUCUGAAGAGGCCCUGAGGUUGAUCGGACCAGGAUCGCGCUUCAUGUACCUCAUCAACCUCGUCUCCCGCCUUGCCAAUGACCUGGCCACCUUCGAGACCGAGGCAGCCAACGGGGAGAUCGCCUCCGCAGUGAGCUGCUACCAGAACGACCACGGUUGCACGCAGGAGGAAGCCAUCGCGGCGGUGGAGGGCAUCAUCCAAUCUUCGUGCCAGGAGCUGGAGUGGGAGCUGUUCAAGUCCAUCGCGGUGGUGCCGGAGUGCUACCGCCGUGGGAUCAUAAAUAUCGCCAGGACCUCCUGCUUCGUGUACAAGAGAGGGGAUUCCUACUCUCUGGCGGAUGACGACGAGUACGCCACGCUCCUCAAGGAUUACCUCUUCCGCCCUAUUCAAUGACUGCCCGAAAAUCAAUUUGUUGGUUCGCGAGAGAUUGUCUCCCGUUUCUGAAACUACCGUUGAUCGAGAAUUUGCUUAGCGCAGAAUUAAUUCAAGUGGUCAAUCAAAUUUUAAAUAAAGGACAAAACUAAAUGGCUAUUCUAGCCAGUUAGAAAUUUUUUAAUAA